Molecule: messenger RNA, 804 nt
Organism: Cercopithifilaria johnstoni
Lineage: Eukaryota; Metazoa; Nematoda; Chromadorea; Rhabditida; Onchocercidae
Source: the annotation of a GenBank genome assembly
AUGACAUCUGUAAUGAGAAAAUAUGUAUUACUAUAUCGAUUAACUUUACAUACUGCUAAAUGGCGUGGACGAUUGACGGAAGAUGGUCGUGGUAAUACGAUGUGCGCUCUAUACUGGCAAUUGAACGAUCUAUGGGUAGCACCAACUUGGUCAACAAUUGAUUUCGAACUUUCAUGGAAACCCGCUCAUUACUUUGCUCGUCGAUUCUUUGCACCAGUUAUUCUUUCUCUGGUAGUGAACGAUGACGUUCAUUUGUUCAUUGUAUCAGAUCUAUCAAAACCAAUACUCAAUAUAACAGUGGUUUUGGAAAUUUUCUGGAUUGAUCGCUUCUUUCCAGUUAAUGUAUUUAAACAACAAAUUAGUUCAGUUCCCCCAUUGUCAUCCAUUGAGAUCCCAAUUAAUAGGACAAUUUCCAAAGUUAUAAGAGAGAAAGGAAACGACCGAUAUGUCUUGCGGGGAAGGAUGUUAUCAAGUAAUGAUACUCAAAUUGGUUACGAUGCCGUACAUUUGCAUGAUAAGCUGUUUAAGAUAGAUGAAGUGAAUUUCGGUAAAGCCUGGAUUCGAAAACUGUACAGAAGAAAUGAUUUGUUAUAUGAGUUAAAGCUAGAAGCUGACAAAAUAGCACCUUUCGUAUAUAUGGAGCUAGCUCCAGGCCUAAUCGGAUGGUUCUCAGAUAAUGCGUUCACAAUGACCGAACCAAGAAAGACUGUGAUGCUGUCCUUGUUCAAGGAACCUGAAUAUCAAUUGACCAAAAACAAUAUUACUAUUUGUUCAUUACAUAACUGUGGCAAAGCUAGCAUAUAA